ACCUGUGAGGAUGUCCAGGAUCACAGGUGAGGUUCUUGGGAGCCUGGCAUCCGGCCCAACCACAGCCUGAAAUUUGCCGGCCUGACCCCUGACCCCUGAGCUCUCACAUCCUUCCUCCCUAAAAACCCCCAAGCCUGACAUUAGACCUGCAAAUGAAAUCUGACUUCUGACCUCAUGCCAUAAGCCCCUCCCCCUCCCAUGAUGACCUCACAAAGGUCACCAGCUUCUUGCCAGCCCAAGACCCUUUGCUAUGGUCCGGUUGGCUCCAGCCAGUGCUGUCCCAUGCGCCCUGGUGGCCCUCUCAGUCUUGAGGGCACCUGCCUGGGCCUGCCUCCUCUGCUUCACAUCCUACAGUGAGCGCCUCCGCAUCUGCCAGACCUUCGUGGGCAUCGAGGGCCCGGAGCUCCAAAAGUGUGAGGAGGCAUUCACGGCUGCCUUUGCGAGCCUCCUGGACACCGAAAUCAACUAUGAUGAGAGAAGCCACCUGCAUGACUCCUUCACCCAGAUGAUCCACUCCCUCCAAGAGGUCGCCACUGCUCAGGGGUCCUUUGAGGUUGCCUUCCCUGAUGCCGCGGAGCAAAUGCGGAAGGUCAUUUUACAACUUAAAGAAGCACAGGCCUGCAUCCCUCCCUGCGGGCUCCAGGAGGUCGCCCGGCGUUUCCGCUGCCGCGGGUGCUACUCCCACGUCUGCGACCUCCCGCUGGACUGCCCAGUUCAGGACGUGACAGUGAAUCGAGGUGAUCAGGCCAUGUUCUCCUGCACGGUGAACUUCCAGUUGCCCAAGGAGGAGAUCACCUAUUCCUGGAAGUUCGCAGGAGGAGGUGUCCGGACGCAGGACCUGGCUUACUUCCGAGAGAUGCCGCGGGCCCACGGGUACCUGGCGCGAAUCCGGCCGGUGCAGCCAACGCACCGCGGGACCUUCUCUUGCGUGAUCUCGCACGACCAGCGCCCCCUGGCGCGACUCUACUUCUUUCUUAACGUGACCAGUCGGCCUCCGCGCGGGGAGACCGAGCUCCAGGUCUUAUUUCGGGAAGUGCUUCGCUGGGCGCCGCGGGAGACGAUCGAACCCUGGAAGCCGAGCCUGGGCGAGCUGCUGGCCAAGCCUGGGGCUCUGACGCUGAGCAACCAGUGCCUACUCGGGGCCGCAGCCGCCUUAGCUUCAGCCGGUGUGACCCUGCUGGUGUGGAUGUUCUUCCGGUGGUACUUCAGUGGCAACUAA
Molecule: messenger RNA, 1219 nt
Organism: Pteronotus mesoamericanus
Lineage: Eukaryota; Metazoa; Chordata; Mammalia; Chiroptera; Mormoopidae
Gene: SPACA6
Product: sperm acrosome associated 6
Exons: 9
Coding region: 251-1219 (322 amino acids)
Biological process (GO): fusion of sperm to egg plasma membrane involved in single fertilization
Source: RefSeq, a predicted model, not a curated record